CCAAACUAAUUUGAAAACCUAGACUAUGGCUCCUCCUACCACCCUCAAUGCUGCUCCACUUGAUAUUGUUGAAGUCAACCAGAAAGGAGUAAAACACCAAUCAGAGCUUGCACCCUACCAAUCCAUUGUGACACCCUCCUCCAUCUCCACAAUCCCUAUCAUCAACCUUCAUGGCCUAGAUGACCCAUCGGCUAAAGCUAGCAUCAUAAAGGCUAUAGAUAAGGCUUGCACCGACUGGGGUCUCUUCUUGGUUGUCAACCAUGGUAUCGAAGAAUCAACAAUAGAGGAGAUGCUUGAAUGUGUCAAGGCUUUCUUUACCCUUCCAUUGGAGGAGAAGAUGAAGUACAUGGCAAGGGAUCUUACCAUUCCUGUGGACUAUAUUUCACAGCCCAACGGCACUUCGCGAGAAGUUCUCCGCCACCAAGGGCGCCCUACUAGUGAUGAGAUCAUUCUCCUUUGGCCCUCAAAACCUUCCAACUAUAAGGAUGCAGCCAAGGCAUUCCUAGAGGCAACAUGGCGACUAGCCAUGAGGCUAGCAAGGGCUAUUUCCAAAGGGCUAGGCAAAGAUGAAGGGUAUGUUGAGGGCACAAUGGAAGAUGGUUUCCAAGCACUUGGGAUGGGUCCACAUACCGAUCAAUGCCACAUGGUGAUACUUACGGACAAUGUAGAUGGGCUGCAAUUAAAGCACAUAGGGAAGUGGGUUACUGUCCCAAAUGUGCCUGGGGCGCUAGUGGUGUUCCUGGGGACAUCCAUGGAGAAAGCGAGCGAGGGAAGGUAUAAGGCCGCAGAGCACCAAGUGAUGGUGAAUGAGAAAACUGCACGGAUCUCCCUUGGCAGUGGGCAAUGGGACUGA
Phoenix dactylifera (date palm) is the source of this 853-nucleotide messenger RNA. The record is from RefSeq and is a predicted model, not a curated record. Lineage: Eukaryota; Viridiplantae; Streptophyta; Magnoliopsida; Arecales; Arecaceae.